AUGGAUAAAAUAGUGUCCAGACAUCUCCGGGUGAAUCCAAGGUUUCUACCUACGUCGAAUCACUGCGUAUUGAAGUCUCUACUGGAGAACCCCAUGAAGCUACCCCUCCUCCAACAACAUGAACAACAACAUGAAGGUAAGAAAUAGCCUACGUUUUUAUUUUACUCUGUUCUAUUCUAUUGCUUUCUAUUAUUUUCUAGAAUAUAUAAUUACUUAUCUCAAACUUAAAUUGUCUUUAUUGUUAUAGAGACAAUUUGUUUAUUUACGUUGUUUAUUUAUGUAUUGUAUAGUUUAUUUAUAGGAUUAGCUACUUGUAUCUAUGAACUCGCUUUGCUCCAGGUAAAUAGCGUAAAGAAUGCAUUUUGAAAUAUACUCUAAAGGCCUAUAGCCAACAUUAAUUUUAGAAAUCAUCGAUCAAAUUGAUAAUGAUUUGCUUCAGUGUCCUUACCUAACGAAAUACAGGCAUAUAGAUAUAGUUCAUAUAAAGUUACCAUAUACUUGUGUGCCUGUCUGUAUGUGCCCAAACCAGCUCUACCAGUAGGCCUACCGUAGCUAAGUUUUCUGAUAUUAGUCACCUGACAACACUUGACAAAUUCAUUAGCUAGCAAUUAACUACCACUUAUUAUUCCUAAAUUAAUGUAUUUAAUUAUAUAGCUAGCACAGUGACUAUCACUAUCAGUGAUGUAUGUUGAUGCAGUGGUUUUAUUGAUUGAAAGUAUGAUACUUUGAGUGAUAGGGAUGUAGCAAUAGAUAUUGCUAUGAAGUAACGUUAUCAAAGCAGGUAUAGGGGUUCACGUCUGAAUAUCAGGUUUUUUGCUCCUCAAAAACCAGUUAUCCAAACCAGUUAACCCUGAAUAUGAGCCGCUGCAUACCAUACAUAGAGGAUACUUUAGUCUCCCCAAAAAACAGAUACAAUAAAUAGAUACUGCACAUUCAAUACCAGCUUACAAGCCUCACGAUUGUGCAGCACAUUAUUUUACAGUACUGUUUCUGCUGUAAUCAAAUUUCUGUACCUUAAAGUAAAGCGCUACCAUUGUCUGUAUAGAUGAGCGUAGUUUUUUCGGUGUCUUGGUACUAACUGUGGACCCCCCCCCCCCCCAAUGUCCACUUUAGGAUUUGAGAAGGAGCGAGAGAAGGAGAAGAAUUUGGAUGAGGAGAGGAGUGCCCCACAGUCAGCCUUCCUGGGGCCCACGCUGUGGAACAAGACUCUCCCCUACGAUGGAGACAACUUCCAGCUGGAGUACAUGGAUCUGGACGAGUUCCUGUCGGAAAACGGCCUUCCCUCUGAACUCGCCGUCUCCACCCACCACGACCAGCACCAAUCACAGUCCCAGCACCAGACUUCAAUCAUGUCACAAGCCCUGCCCACUCCGUCGCCCUCUGUGAUCGACCUUAGCAACCAUGCCAGCGCUUCGACGUCGGUACACACAAGCAUGGGCGCACAGAACUGUCUCCCUAGCCUUACCAGAGCAGGUGUGUAAAAAACACACACACACACACACACACACACACACACACACACACACACACACACACACACACACACACACACACACACACACACAUCAACACACACAGGGAAAAAAGGAUAAGACCCACAUCCUCUGAUUGUCUGUACAGUAGACAUCUGAAAGACACUUCUAGCUCAUAUAAUACAAUAUCAACCACAGCUCCGUAAGAAUAGAGUAGGACUACUUUAUUAGGUUUCUUAGAAGAGGCCUCAAACCCAGAAUGGAAAAAGUGUGAAAUUCAAAUGUUGUGACGGCGUGACCUGUGAGUCAAAUAAAAUAAAAUUGUAUUUGUCACAUGCGCCGAUGUCAAAGCGACGUGUAUGCGGUAGGCGAAGUCAAGAGCAGGACACCGAGGUACUGGCAGAUACUUUACUGGAUACAGUGCAAAUCCAAAGUACAAAGGCAACCUCAUACAGAGAGGAACGAUACAACCCGCACACAUGGGCAACUGCCGAAAAGACCAAAACAAUUACGCACAAUACACAAUGAGAAACAGAGGGUUAUAAAGGGAACACAAUAAAACAUAAUGGGAAACAGGUGUAAACAAUAAAGACCAAACAAGACAAACACCGAAACAUAGAUCGGCAGCAGCUAGUACUCCGGGGACGACGAACGCCGAAGCCUACCCGAGCAAGGAGGAGGAGCAGCCUCGGCUGAAUCCGUGACAGCCGAAUACAACAGGUGUAGACCUUACAGUGAAAUGCUUACUUACAAGCCCUUAACCGACAAUGUAGUUUUAAGAAAAAUAAGUGUUAAGUAAAAAAUAGAUAAGUAAAAAAUGUAAAUAACAAAUAAUUAAAGAGCAGCAGUAAAAUAACAGUAGUGAGGCUAUAUACAGGGGGUACCGGUACAGAGUCAAUGUGCGGGGGCACAAGUUAGUCGAGGUAAUUGAGGUAAUAAGUACACUACCGUUCAAAAGUUUUGGGUCACUUAGAAAUGUCCUUGUUUUCGAAAGAAAAGCAAUUUUUUUGUCCAUUAAAAUAACAUCAAAUUGAUCAGAAAUACAGUGUAGACAUUGUUAAUGUUGUAAAUGGCUAUUGUAGCUCAAAACGGCUGAUUUUUAAUGGAAUAUCUACAUAGGCGUACAGAGGCCCAUUAUCAGCAACCAUCAGUCCUGUGUUCCAAUGGCACGUUGUGUUGCUAAUCCAAGUUUAUCAUUUUAAAAGGCUAAUUGAUAAUUAGAAAACCCUUUUGCAAUUAUGUUAGCACAGCUGAAAACUGUUGUGUUGAUUAAAGAAGCAAUAAAACUGGCCUUCUUGAGACUAGUUGAGUAUCUGGAGCAUCAGCAAUUAUGGGUUCGAUUACAGGCUCAAAAUGGCCAGAAACAAAUAACUUUCUUCUGAAACUCGUCAGUCUAUUCUUGUUCUGAGAUAUGAAGGCUAUUCCAUGCAAGAAAUUGCCAAGAAACUGAAGAUCUCGUACAACACUGUGUACUACUCCCUUCACAGAACAGCGCAAAGAAAAAGCUCAGACUGGCCAAUAAAAAGAAAAGAUUAAGAUGGGCAGUCUGAGAAAUUGCUUUUUCUUUGCAACUCUGCCUAGAAGGUCAGCAUCCCAGAGUCACCUCUUCACUAUUUAAUGAAGCUUCCAGUUGAGGACCUGUGAGGUGCCUGUUUCUCAAACUAGACACUCUAAUGUAUUUGUCCUCUUGCUCAGUUGUGCACCGGCGCCUCCCACUCCUCUUUCUAUUCUGGUUAGAGCCAAUUUGCCCUGUUCUGUGAAUGGAGUAGUACACAGCUGUUAAGAAGCCUUUUGGACCUAGACCUGGCACCCCGGUACCGCCUGCUGUGCGGUAGCAGAGAGAACAUUCUAUGACUAGGGUGGCCCUCUGGUAUAGAGGUCCUGGAUGGCAGGAAGCUUGGCCCCAGUGAUGUACUGGGCCGUAUGCACAACCCUCUGUAGUGCCUUGCGGUCGGAGGCCAAGCAGUUGCCAUACCAGGCAGUGAUGCAACCAGUCAGGGUGCUCUCGAUGGUGCAGCUGUAUAACUUUUUGAGGAUCUGAGGACCCAUGCCAAAUCUUUUCAGUCUCCUGAGGGGGAAUAGGCUUUGUCGUGCCCUCUUCACGACUGUCUUGGUGUGUUUGGACCAUGAUAGAUGGUUGGUGAUGUGGACACCAAGGAACUUGAAGCUCUAACCUGCUCCACUACAGCCCCGUCGAUGAGAAUGGGGGCGUGCUCGGUCCUCUUAUUUUUCCUGCAGUCCACAAUCAUCUCCUUUGUCUUGAUCACAUUGAGGGAGAGGUUGUUAUCCUGGCACCACACGCCAGGUCUCUGACCUCCUCCCUAUAGGCUGUCUCAUCGUUGUCGGUGAUCAGGCCUACCACUGUUGUGUCGUCUGCAAACAUAAUGAUGGUGUUGGAGUCGUGCCUGGCCAUGCAGUCAUGGGUGAACAGGGAGUACAGGACUGAGCACGCACCCCUGUGGGGCCCCCGUGAUGAGGAUCAGCGUGCCAGAUGUGUUGUUACCUACCCUUACCACCUGGGGGUGGCCCGUCAGGAAGUCCAGGAUCCAGUUGCAGAGGGAGGUGUUUAAUCCCAGGGUCCUUUUUUAGUUAUGAGCUUUGAGGGCACUAUGGUGUUGAACGCUGAGCUGUAGUCAAUGAAUAGCAUUCUCACGUAGGUGUUCCUUUUGUCCAGGUGGGAAAGGGUAGUGUGGAGUGCAAUAGAGAUUGCAUCAUCUGUGGAUCUGUUGGGGCGGUAUGCAAAUUGGAGUGGGUCUAGGGUUUCUGGGAUAAUGGUAUUGAGUGUGUGUGUUUGUGUGUUUCCUCUGUCUAUGCCCCUAACUGAAAGAUUGCAUGUUUGAAUCCUCUAGCCGACAAGGUGAAACAUCUGCCGAUGUGCCCUUGAGCAAGGCACUUAACCCUAAUUGUUCCAGGCUCUCCGUUGAUAAUGGCAGACCCUGGCUGUGACCCCACUAACUCAACUAAUUAGUGUACUGUUCUGUUCAUUAGUCACUAAUCUGAAGCACUUCUGUUCUGAUAGGCAGGUGUUAGACACUUCUGAAAAGCAUAGAUUGCCUUGUCUUAAUUUAAGUUCAAUCUUAACCCUGGAGGUCAAAUCUCUCUCUGUACAUCACUUCAGCUAAUUAGUGUAAUGUUCUGUUCAAGACUCACUCAUUUGAAGUACUUCUGUUCUGAGAGGCAGCUGUUGAUUAGCAGGUUCUGAGAGGCAUGUGUUGAUUAGCAGGUUCUGAGAGGCAGCUGUUGAUUAGCAGGUUCUGAGAGGCAGGUGUUGAUUAGCAGGUUCUGAGAGGCAGGUGUUGAUUAGCAGGUUCUGAGAGGCAGCUGCUGAUUAGCAGGUUCUGAGAGGCAGGUGUUGAUUAGCAGGUUGUGAGAGGCAGCUGCUGAUUAGCAGGUUCUGAGGGGCAGGUGUUGAUUAGCAGGUGCUAUACACACUCAGUUCUAAUAAACAUAAGUUGCCUUCUCUUGAUUUGUGAAAUCUUCACCUUGGGGCUGGAGGUCAAAUCUUUCUGUACAUCCCAGUAUAGCUGAGCUGAGCUACGUAUAGAUCUAUCUACAGUGCAUUCCGAAAGUAUUCAGACCCCUUCACUUUUUCCGCAUUUUGUUAUGUUACAGCCUUAUUCUAAAAUGGAGAAUAAAAAGAAAAUCCCUCAUCAAUCUACACACAAUACCCAUAAUGACAAAGUGAAAACAGGUUUUUACAAUAAAAAUAAAAUUUACAAAAAUAAAUACCUAAUUUACAUAAGUAUUCAGACCCUUUGCUAUGAGACUUGAAAUUGAGCUCAGGUGCAUCGUGUUUCCAUUGAUCAUCCUUAAGAUGUUUCUACAACUUGAUUGGAGUCCACCUGUGGUAAAUUAUAUUGAUUGGACAUGAUUUGGAAAGGCACACACCUGUCUAUAUAAGGUCCCACAGUUGACAGUGCAUGUCAGAGCAAAUACCAUGAGGUCGAUGGAAUUGUCCGUAGAGCUCCGAGACAGGAUUGUGUCGAGGCACAAAUCUGGGGAAGGGUACCAAAAAAAUGUCUGCAGCAUUGAAGGUCCCCAAGAACACAGUGGCCUCCAUCAUUCUUAAAUGGAAGAAGUUUGGAACCACCAAGACUCUUCCUAGAGCUGGCCUGCUGAACAAUCGGGGGAGAAGGGCCUUGGUCGGGGAGGUGACCAAGAACCCGAUGGUCACUCUGACAGAGCUCCAGAGUUCCUCUGUGGAGAUGGGAGAACCUUCCAGAAGGACAACCAUCUCUGCAGCAGUAGAGUGACCAGACGGAAGCCACUCCUCAGUAAAAGGCACAUGACAGCCCACUUGGAGCUUGCAAAAAUGGCACCUAAAGGACUCUCAGACCAUGAGAAACAAGAUUCUCUGGUCUGAUGAAACCAAGAUUGAACUCUUUGGCCUGAAUGCCUAGUGUCACAUCUGGAGGAAACCUGGCACCAUCCCUACGGUGAAGCAUGGUGGUGGCAGCAUCAUGCUGUGGGGAUGUUGUUCAGCAGCAGGGACUGGGAGACUAGUCAGGAUCGAGGGAAAGAUUAACAGAGCAAAGUACAGAGAGAUCCUUGAUGAAAACCUGUUCCAGAGCGCUCAGGACCUCUGACUGAGGUGAAGGUUCAACUUCCAACUGGAUAACGACCCUAAGCACACAGCCAAAACAACGCAGGAGUGGCUUCGGGACAAGUCUCUGAAUGUCCUUGAGUGGACCCAGCCAGAGCCCGGACUUGAACCCGAUCGAACAUCUCUGGAGAGACCUGAAAAUAGCUGUGCAGCGACGCUCCCCAUCCAACCUGACAGAGCUUGAGAGGAUCUGCAGAGAAGAAUGGGAGAAACUCCCCAAAUACAGGUGCGCUUGUAGCGUCAUACCAAAUAAGACUCAAGGCUGUAAUCGCUGCCAAAGGUGCUUCAACAAAGUACUGAGUAAAGGGUCUGAAUACUUAUGUAAAUGUGAUAUUUGAAAAAAAAUGUUGGGGGGGUAUUAAUUUGCAAAACAUUCUAAAAACCUGUUUUUGGUUUGUCAUUAUGGGGUAUUGUGUAGAUUGAUAAGGCAAAAAAAACAAUUUAAUCAAUUUUAGAAAAGGCUGUAACUUAACAAAAUGUUGAAAAAGGCAAGGGGUCUGAAUACUUUCCGAAUGUACUGUAUAUGUCUCAGGCAGCAUCAGUGUAAUUAAUCUCGUCCACCAGCUGUCUCUCUCUCUCUCUCUCUCUGGUAUCAAUUGAGCCUGGGGACGAGGUUAGUUAAGUAAGUAUGUAAGCCUUGGACAAAUAAGCCCAGUCCGAGCCAGAACAGCCCAUAGGGGCAGGAGCCUAUCUCCUGUUUCUGUAGUGUGAGGCAGCUUGAUGUACAAGUACACCCCCUGGACAGGACACUAGGAAGAGUGUUCUCUUUAUAACUAUUAUACCUCGGCUCAGGUUAGAGAAGGGCCUAGUCGUCACGCCAGGUUCAGAUUGAGGUUGAGAUGUCAUUUGAACGCUGAAAAGGAGCAGGGCCUCUGGCACUUUCUCCCAUCUCACACCAGCUGGUCUCCAGCCUCAAGCCACUCAAUGCAAAUACAUACUUACAUGCAUAAUGCUUAUGUAAGGACAGCGGUCAGAGACCGGUGGAUACAGACUUAUAAUAUAAGUCCUGUCCACAUAACCAUUUUCAAAACCAAUGUGCUUCUGUCCAGUAGUUGGUUCAGAGUUUAUUCUGGAUGGGAAUUGGAGGUGGAAGAAGUUGAGGUUUCACAGACUGGCAAACUUUUAGGUUGUGUGUUAGCUUUGUGUCUUGUGCCCCCCGGUGGCCGCAGUUUGUCACUACUACUGGAUACAUUAUAAUAACAAUGGAACUAUUUAUGGUGCUAUGAAUAAAAAUGCACUACUUUCAACUUGUCACAUUGAUUUUGCUCAAGUUGAACUUUUAUCAUGAAUGUUUUGAGAAUAGUGCGCCAAACCACCAACCCCCCAAAAUAUGUAGUGGUCAUUUCUGUAAUUCUAUCAAAUACAUUUCUAUAGCCUACUUCCAUGUAUCUAACUUCCUACUGUCCUCCUACUCCCCCUCACCAGCCCUGCCGUCCAGAAACACUCCCAGCCCCAUCGACCCAGAGUCCAUCCAGGUGCCAGUGAGCUAUGUGCCUGACCCUGCUGACUUGGUUUUGUCCAGUGUACCUGGGCAGGAUAUGUUCGACCCCCGUAAACGCAAGUUCGCCCCCGAGGAGCUCAAACCACAGCCCAUGUUCAAGAAGGCCCGCAAGGUGUUAUUCCCCGACGACAUGAAGGUAUGUAUGUGUGUCUCUGUGUGUGUGUCUCUCUGUGUGUGUCUCUCUGUGUGUACGUGUGUGUGUCUCUGUGUGUGUGUCUCUCUGUGUGUCUCUGUGUGUGUGUCUCUCUGUGUGUCUCUCUGUGUGUGUCUCUCUGUGUGUCUCUCUGUGUGUCUCUCUGUGUGUGUCUCUCUGUGUGUGUCUCUCUGUGUGUACGUGUGUGUGUCUCUGUGUGUGUGUCACAUCUACUAAUCUAUCAGAUUGUUUAGCGCUGUGUCAUCCCUGACUAUGAAACGGGUAUAUCCGGCCAUCUUCUAUUAUUGAUGAAUAGAUUAUUCAUAGAUAAUAAUCACAGUGGGUGUAGUAGACCAUAGUAUGUAGUUAUUGUAGUAGACCACAGCAUGUAGUUAUUGUAGUAGACCACGGCAUGUAGUUAUUGUAGCAGACCACAGUGUGUAGUUAGUGUAGUAGACCAUAGCAUGUAGUUAGUGUAGUAGACCACAGCGUGUAGUUAGUGUAGUAGACCAUAGCAUGUAGUUAGUGUAGUAGACCACAGCGUGUAGUUAGUGUAGUUAGUGUAGUAGACCACAGCGUGUAGGUAGUGUAGCAGACCACAGCGUGUAGUUAGUGUAGCAGACCACAGUGUGUAGUUAGUGUAGCAGACAAUAGCAUGUAGUUAGUGUAGUAGACCACAGCGUGUAGUUAGUGUAGUAGACCAUAGCAUGUAGUUAGUGUAGUAGACCAUAGCAUGUAGUUAGUGUAGUAGACCAUAGCAUGUAGUUAGUGUAGUAGACCAUAUAUUGUUGUUAGUGUAGUAGACCAUAGCGUGUAGUUAGUGUAGCAGACCAUAUAUUGUAGUUAGUGUAGUAGACCACAGCGUGUAGUUAAUAUAGUAGAUCAUAGUGUGUAGUUAGUGUAGUAGACCAUAGUGUGUAGUUAGUGUAGUAGACCACAGCGUGUAGUUAGUGUAGUUAGUGUAGUAGACCACAGCGUGUAGUUAGUGUAGCAGACAAUAGCAUGUAGUUAGUGUAGUAGACCACAGUGUGUAGUUAGUGUAGUAGACCACAGCGUGUAGUUAGUGUAGUUAGUGUAGUAGACCACAGCGUGUAGUUAGUGUAGCAGACCAUAGCAUGUAGUUAGUGUAGUAGACCACAGCGUGUAGUUAGUGUAGUUAGUGUAGUAGACCACAGCGUGUAGUUAGUGUAGCAGACAAUAGCAUGUAGUUAGUGUAGUAGACCACAGCGUGUAGUUAGUGUAGUAGACCAUAGCAUGUAGUUAGUGUAGUAGACCAUAUAUUGUUGUUAGUGUAGUAGACCAUAGCGUGUAGUUAGUGUAGUAGACCACAGCGUGUAGUUAGUGUAGUAGACCAUAGCAUGUAGUUAGUGUAGUAGACCAUAGCAUGUAGUUAGUGUAGUAGACCAUAUAUUGUUGUUAGUGUAGUAGACCAUGUAGUAGACCAUAGCGUGUAGUUAGUGUAGUAGACCACAGCGUGUAGUAGACCAUAGCGUGUAGUUAGUGUAGUAGACCAUAGCAUGUAGUUAUUGUAGUAGACCACAGCAUGUAGUUAGUGUAGUUAGUGUAGUAGACCACAGCAUGUAGUUAUUGUAGCAGACCAUAGCGUGUAGUUAGUGUAGUAGACCAUAGCGUGUAGUUAGUGUAGUAGACCACAGCGUGUAGUUAGUGUAGUAGACCAUAGCGUGUAGUUAGUGUAGUAGACCAUAGCAUGUAGUUAGUGUAGUUAGUGUAGUAGACCACAGCAUGUAGUUAUUGUAGCAGACCACAGCAUGUAGUUAUUGUAGCAGACCAUAGCGUGUAGUAGACCAUAGCAUGUAGUUAGUGUAGUAGACCACCGCGUGUAGUUAGUGUAGUAGACCACAUCAUGUAGUUAGUGUAGUAGACCAUAGCAUGUAGUUAGUGUAGUAGACCACAGCAUGUAGUUAAUGUAGUAGACCAUAGCAUGUAGUUAGUGUAGUAGACCAUAGCAUGUAGUUAGUGUAGUAGACCAUAGCAUGUAGUUAGUGUAGUAGACCAUAGCGUGUAGUUAGUGUAGUAGACCACAGCGUGUAGUUAAUAUAGUAGAUCAUAGUGUGUAGUUAGUAUAGUAGACCACAGCGUGUAGUUAGUGUAGUUAGUGUAGUAGACCACAGCGUGUAGUUAGUGUAGCAGACCACAGUGUGUAGUUAGUGUAGCAGACAAUAGUAUGUAGUUAGUGUAGUAGACCACAGCGUGUAGUUAGUGUAGUAGACCAUAGCAUGUAGUUAGUGUAGUAGACCACAGCGUGUAGUUAGUGUAGUUAGUGUAGUAGACCACAGCGUGUAGGUAGUGUAGCAGACCACAGCGUGUAGUUAGUGUAGCAGACAAUAGCAUGUAGUUAGUGUAGUAGACCACAGCGUGUAGUUAGUGUAGUAGACCAUAGCAUGUAGUUAGUGUAGUAGACCAUAGCAUGUAGUUAGUGUAGUAGACCAUAUAUUGUUGUUAGUGUAGUAGACCAUAGCGUGUAGUUAGUGUAGGAGACCACAGCGUGGAGUUAGUGUAGCAGACCAUAUAUUGUUGUUAGUGUAGUAGACCAUAGCGUGUAGUUAGUGUAGUAGACCACAGCGUGUAGUUAGUGUAGUUAGUGUAGUAGACCACAGCGUGUAGUUAGUGUAGCAGACCACAGCGUGUAGUUAGUGUAGCAGACAAUAGCAUGUAGUUAGUGUAGUAGACCACAGUGUGUAGUUAGUGUAGUAGACCAUAGCAUGUAGUUAGUGUAGUAGACCAUAGCAUGUAGUUAGUGUAGUAGACCACAGCGUGUAGUUAGUGUAGUUAGUGUAGUAGACCACAGCGUGUAGUUAGUGUAGCAGACAAUAGCAUGUAGUUAGUGUAGUAGACCACAGCGUGUAGUUAGUGUAGUAGACCAUAGCAUGUAGUUAGUGUAGUAGACCAUAGCAUGUAGUUAGUGUAGUAGACCAUAUAUUGUUGUUAGUGUAGUAGACCAUAGCGUGUAGUUAGUGUAGUAGACCACAGCGUGUAGUUAGUGUAGUAGACCAUAGCGUGUAGUUAGUGUAGUAGACCACAGCGUGUAGUUAGUGUAGCAGACCACAGCGUGUAGUUAGUGUAGCAGACCAUAGCAUGUAGUUAGUGUAGUAGACCACAGUGUGUAGUUAGUGUAGUAGACCAGUGUGUAGUUAGUGUAGUAGACCACAGCGUGUAGUUAGUGUAGCAGACCACAGCGUGUAGUAAGUGUAGUAGACCAUAGCGUGUAGUUAAUGUAGUAGACCAUAGCAUGUAGUUAGUUUAGUAGACCAUAUUAUGUAGUUAGUGUAGUAGACCAUAGCAUGUAGUUAGUGUAGUAGACCAUAGCAUGUAGUUAGUGUAGUAGACCAUAGCAUGUAGUUAGUUAGUAGACCAUAGCAUGUAGUUAGUGUAGUAGACCAUAGCGUGUAGUUAGUGUAGUAGACCACAGCAUGUAGUUAGUGUAGUAGACCACAGCAUGUAGUUAGUGUAGUAGACCAUAGCAUGUAGUUAGUGUAGUAGACCAUAGCAUGUAGUUAGUGUAGUAGACCAUAGCAUGUAGUUAGUGUAGUAGACCAUAGCAUGUAGUUAGUGUAGUAGACCAUAGCAUGUAGUUAGUUAGUAGACCAUAGCGUGUAGUUAGUUUAAUAGACCAUAGCAUGUAGUUAGUGGGGUAGACCAUAGCAUGUAGUUAGUGUAGUAGACCAUAGCGUGUAGUUAGUUAGUAGACCAUAGCAUGUAGUUAGUGUAGUAGACCAUAGCAUGUAGUUAGUGUAGUAGACCAUAGCAUGUAGUUAGUGUAGUAGACCAUAGCGUGUAGUAGACCACCGCGUGUAGUUAGUGUAGUAGACCACAGCGUGUAGUUAGUGUAGUAGACCACAGCAUGUAGUUAGUGUAGUAGACCACAGCAUGUAGUUAGUGUAGUAGAUCAUAGCAUGUAGUUAGUGUAGUAGACCAUAGCAUGUAGUUAGUGUAGUAGACCAUAGCAUGUAGUUAGUGUAGUAGACCAUAGCAUGUAGUUAGUGUAGUAGACCAUAGCAUGUAGUUAGUUACUAGACCAUAGCGUGUAGUUAGUGUAGUAGACCACAGCGUGUAGUUAGUGUAGCAGACCAUAUAUUGUUGUUAGUGUAGUAGACCAUAGCGUGUAGUUAGUGUAGUAGACCACAGUGUGUAGUUAGUGUAAUAGACCACAGCUUGUAGUUAGUGUAGUAGAUCAUAGCGUGUAGUUAGUGUAGUAGACCACAGUGUGUAGUUAGUGUAGUUAGUGUAGUAGACCACAGCGUGUAGUUAGUGUAGCAGACCACAGCGUGUAGUUAGUGUAGCAGACAAUAGCAUGUAGUUAGUGUAGUAGACCACAGCGUGUAGUUAGUGUAGUAGACCACAGUGUGUAGUUAGUGUAGUAGACCAUAGCAUGUAGUUAGUGUAGUGGACCAUAGCGUGUAGUUAGUGUAGUGGACCAUAGCGUGUAGUUAGUGUAGUAGACCAUAGCAUGUAGUUAGUGUAGUAGACCAUAGCAUGUAGUUAGUGUAGUGAACCAUAGCAUGUAGUUAGUGUAGUAAACCAUAGCAUGUAGUUAGUGUAGUGGACCAUAGCAUGUAGUUAGUUUAGUAGACCAUAGCAUGUAGUUAGUGUAGUAGACCAUAGCAUGUAGUUAGUGUAGUAGACCACAGCGUGUAGUUAGUGUAGUAGACCAUAGCGUGUAGUUAGUGUAGUAGACCACAGCGUGUAGUUAGUGUAGUAGACCAUAGCAUGUAGUUAGUGUAGUAGACUAUAUAUUGUAGUUAGUGUAGUAGACCACAGCAUGUAGUUAGUGUAGUAGACCAUAGCAUGUAGUUAGUGUAGUAGACCAUAGCAUGUCGUUAGUUAGUAGACCAUAGCGUGUAGUUAGUGUAGUAGACCAUAGCAUGUAGUUAGUGUAGUAGACCAUAUAUUGUUGUUAGUGUAGUAGACCAUAGCGUGUAGUUAGUGUAGUAAACCACAGCGUGUAGUUAGUGUAGUAGACCACAGCAUGUAGUUAGUGUAGUAGACCACAGCGUGUAGUUAGUGUAGCAGACCACAGCGUGUAGUUAGUGUAGCAGCCCACAGCGUGUAGUUAGUGUAGCAGACCAUAGCAUGUAGUUAGUGUAGUAGACCACAGUGUGUAGUUAGUGUAGUAGACCACAGUGUGUAGUUAGUGUAGUAGACCACAGCGUGUAGUUAGUGUAGCAGACCACAGCGUGUAGUAAGUGUAGUAGACCAUAGCGUGUAGUUAAUGUAGUAGACCAUAGCGUGUAGUUAGUGUAGCAGACCACAGCGUGUAGUAAGUGUAGUAGACCAUAGCAUGUAGUUAGUUUAGUAGACCAUAGCGUGUAGUUAGUGUAGUGGACCAUAGUGUGUAGUUAGUGUAGUAGACCACAGCAUGUAGUUAAUGUAGUAGACCAUAGCAUGUAGUUAGUGUAGUAGACUAUAUAUUGUAGUUAGUGUAGUGGACCAUAGUGUGUAGUUAGUGUAGUAGACCACAGCAUGUAGUUAAUGUAGUAGACCAUAGUGUGUAGUAGACCAUAGCAUGUAGUUAGUGUAGUGGACCAUAGCAUGUAGUUAGUUAGUAGACCAUAGCAUGUAGUUAGUGUAGUAGACUAUAGCAUGUAGUUAGUGUAGUAGACCAUAGCAUGUAGUUAGUUAGUAGACUAUAGCAUGUAGUUAGUGUAGUGGACCAUAGCAUGUAGUUAGUUAGUAGACCAUAGCAUGUAGUUAGUUAGUAGACCAUAGCAUGUAGUUAGUGUAAUAGACCAUAGCGUGUAGUUAGUGUAGUAGACCAUAGCAUGUAGUUAGUGUAGUAGACCAUAGUGUGUAGUAGACCGUAGCAUGUAGUUAGUGUAGUGGACCAUAGCAUGUAGUUAGUUAGUAGACCAUAGCAUGUAGUUAGUGUAGUAGACUAUAUAUUGUAGUUAGUGUAGUAGACCAUAGCAUGUAGUUAGUUAGUAGACCAUAGCAUGUAGUUAGUUAGUAUACCAUAGUGUGUAGUUAGUGUAGUAGACCAUAGCGUGUAGUUAGUGUAGUAGACCAUAGUGUGUAGUAGACCGUAGCAUGUAGUUAGUGUAGUGGACCAUAGCAUGUAGUUAAUAGCAUGUAGUUAGUGUAGUAGACCAAAGCGUGUACACACAGAGCCGUUAACACUGAUUAUAGUUUGGUUUCUCCACCACACUGCUCUCUCUCUCUCUCUCUCUCUCUCUCUCUCUCUGUCUCUCUCUGUCUCUCUGUCUCUCUCUCUCUCUCUCUCUCUCUCUCUCUCUCUCUCUCUCUCUCUCUCUCUCUCUCUCUCUCUGUCUCUGUCUCUGUCUCUGUCUCUGUCUCUGUCUCUCUCUCUCUCUUCUCACUAGCUGCUUCCAUCAGCUCUCAUCUGAGCCUGACCCUAUUUGCACCCUUCCCAUUGGUCAGAUCUGUGGUCCAGAUCUGUGGUCCAGAAAAGAGGCUUAGCUGGUCUUGCAUUCAUCCCAAGAACGCCCUGUGUGAUUAAUCUCUCUCUCUCUCUCGCUCUCUCUCUCGCUCUCUCUCUCUCUCUCCUCUCUCUCUCUCUCUCUCUCUCUCUCUCUCUCUCUCUCCCUCUGUCCUCUGUCAGACCAAGGGGAUUUGCCUUUUAUAAUGUAUUCACAUAAAGGUGGAUCCAUGCAUGGCUUUAGUCCAGUAAUGAAUUGACUGAAAGCUGAUUGUGCAGCCAUGCAAAGGUUAUGGGAAAACUCCACUAGCUGCCAGACCGAGAGGAUGGGGUAAUUCUCUAAUGGGAGAUGUCUAUCUCUGACAGUUAGCAUAUGGGUGUGUUUGAUUUUUGGCUUCGGUUUUUGAGAUUUGUAGUUCAGCUGUUUUCAACACAGCAAUAAGUCAAUGAAAAGUUGUCUAAAGCUGCCAGUCCAGUUAACACAAUUAUAUCAAAUAUGUGAUUAUUUUUUAAAUAAUCAUAUUGCUCAUCGGUAGUGUAUAAUUAAGUAAAUUUCCCCUCUUUUAACUCCCACUCUCUUCCCUUGCACCUCUCGUGCAGGAUGACAGGUAUUGGGUGAGGCGUAAGAAGAACAAUGUGGCUGCCAAGAGGUCACGGGACGCCCGUCGACUCAAAGAGAACCAGAUCGCCAUCCGAGCGGGUUUCCUUGAGAAGGAGAACUCCGCCCUGAGGAUGGAGGUGGCCGAUCUGAGGAGAGAGCUGGGGCGUACCAAGAACAUAGUGGCCAAGUACCAGGCCACACACAGACCU
Molecule: messenger RNA, 14913 nt
Organism: Coregonus sp. 'balchen'
Lineage: Eukaryota; Metazoa; Chordata; Actinopteri; Salmoniformes; Salmonidae
Source: the annotation of a GenBank genome assembly